Gopherus flavomarginatus (Mexican gopher tortoise) is the source of this 8093-nucleotide messenger RNA. Its product is annotated as zinc finger protein RFP-like. The record is from RefSeq and is a predicted model, not a curated record. NCBI's taxonomy places the organism in Eukaryota, Metazoa, Chordata, Testudines, Testudinidae. The coding region runs from base 1682 to 2752 and encodes 356 amino acids. The transcript has 8 exons. Gene Ontology annotation, molecular function: protein binding; zinc ion binding.
ACACUAUCCCAACAUUUUCCACAGGAGUUAAUCCUGGAAGAUAUCUCGCUGCUGCGGGUCACCUGGGAAGAGUGGGAGGGUCUUCUACAGCAAUGCAGAUUCCGCCCUGGCCCCUAUACAGCUUGCCUGUGUGCAGCAAUGGUCCCCCAACCCCUCGCGGCACAGUGGCGUGGAUGCGUUAGCCUGACUGGGACAAAGACCACGGUGGCUCUCUCAAUAAACUUGCGCAAGCGCAUUGCCCACACUCUGACUGAAACUUUUGAAGAGAUUACCGAGGCCGAUUACUGCGACGUGAUAGACCAAAUCAAUGCGCUAUUCCACAUCUAGGCAUGUAUGCAUGCAGCCUUUUCCCUCCCUCCUCUCCCAAAACAUUUCCAUCCUGAAAAUAAAAGCCGCUAACCAGGAACCCGCUCCUCUGUUUGUCCUCCACCAAGUACUGGCUGCUGCGACUGGCUGCCUUCCUCCUGGCUUGAGAAGAGCUCCUGGCUGCAUGCCUCCUGGGACUCCAGGGUGUCUCCCCGCACCCCAGUACCCUCACUCUCGGUUUCCUUCUCCCCCUCGUCCUCCCCACCCACUCUGAAGUGUCCAUCGUGGUCCUCGGAUUGGCAGUGGGGUCACCCCCAAAUAUUGCGUCCAGCUCUCUGUAAAAACGGCAGGUCGUGGGGGCAGCACCAGAGUGGCGGUUUCCCUCACGGGCUUUGCAAUAGGCACUCCGCAGCUCCUUUACUUUAACCCUGCACUGCACCGCGUCCCGGUCAUGGCCCCUUUCCAGCAUGGCCCUUGAUAUCUGCCCAUAGGUAUCGUAAUUCCUACGGCUGGAGCGCAGCUGUGACUGCACAGCUUCCUCCCCCCAAACACUGAUGAGGUCCAGCAACUCGCCAUUGCUCCACGCUGGGGCUCGUUUGGCGCGUGGAGGCAUGGUCACCUGGAAAGAUUCACUGAUUGCACUCCACACCUGGCUGUGCAAACAGGAAGGGGAUUUUUAAAAUUCCCAGGGCAUUUAAAGGGCGGGUCACCUGAGGCCAGAGCAGUAGAGUUUGAACUGAUGAGCAGAGUGGCUGAGCAGGCAUUCUGGGAUACCUCGGAAUACCUCUGGAGGCCAAUAACAACGCUUUUGGUGGCCACACUGGCGGAGCAGCGCUGCAUCACCAGCACUGCAGUCGUUAUUCCCCAGGCCGAGGUGGAGUACAACCAGCGCUGCAGCCAGGGAGAUGCAGCGCUAUAUGUGCCUUGUAAAUGUGGACAGUGAGUGAGUUGCAGCACUGUAAAGCCACCACCAGCGCUGCAACUCUUCAGUGUAGCCAAGGCCUCAGUGUUUUGAUCUCUGCUGCCCAGGAGGCAUGCGCCCCACCCCUUUCAAAGCUCCAGGAAGUAUCUGACAGCUGAGUGUGCUGCUCUCUUUGGGGAACAAAGAAAGAGCAAAUCAUUGGAAUGCUCCUGUUCUGCUCUGCACUAGGAACACCGCAGCAGGCAGACGGCUGUGCUGCUUUGCCAUUCCUCAGCAUGCAGAGCUCAGAGCUACUCGUGAUGCUGCUCUCGGGGGAGAACUCAGAGAAUCCCAAGAUGGGCAGCGAUCAGCUCUUCCUUCCCACAACACUGCACUGUGGGGUACAUACCUAUGGUGCAUUGCUCACCCAUUUGAUGCUGGUGCCCGCAAUGUGGACAUGAUCCAGAGGGAGCCAUGGCUGCAGAGAACCCCGUGGAAAGUCUCCAGGAGGAAGCAACAUGUCCCAUCUGUCUGGAGUAUUUCACAGAUCCUGUCUCUCUGGAGUGUGGGCACAAUUUCUGCCGAGCCUGCAUCAGCCAGUGCUGGGAGGGAUCCGAUACAGCCGCCUCCUGCCCUCAGUGCAGAGAAACUGUGCAACAGGGAAACCUCAGGCCCAACAGGCAGCUGGCAAACAUGGUAGAAAUCACCAAGCGCCUGAGUUUACAGGCAGCAAAGGGAACAGGUGGGGACGGGGUGUGUGGGGAACACCAGGAGGCUCUGAAACUGUUCUGUGAAGAGGAUCAAACCCCCAUCUGUGUGAUCUGCAGAGAGUCCCGGGCUCACCGCACUCACACAGUGGUUCCCAUACAGGAAGCUGCCCAGGAGUACAAGGAAAAAAUACAAGCCCAUUUGAAGACUCUGAGGGAAGAGAGAGAAAAGCUGCUGGGAUUUCAAGUGACUGGAGAGAAGAGAAGCCAGGAGUAUCUGAAACAGACAGAAACUGAGAGGCAAAAGAUUGUGUCUGAAUUUCAGCAACUCCAGCAGUUCCUGGAGGAGCAAAAGCGACUCCUGCUGGCCCAGCUGGAGAAGCUUGACGACGAGAUUGUGAAGAUACAGAAUGAAAAUAUCACCAAACUCUCCGAGGAGAUUUCCUGUCUCAGUGAGUUGAUCAGUGAGCUGGAGGGGAAGUGUCAGAAGCCGGCAAGUGAAUUCCUGCAGGAUGUCAAAAGCACCUUGAGUAGGUGUGCAAAGAGGAAGUUCCAGCAGUCAGAGGAGAUUUCUCCUGAACUGAAAGAGCAAGUCAGCGAUUUCUCCCAGAAAACUAUUGUGCUAUCGGCGACUCUGAGGAAAUGCAAAGACACUCUGCUGGAGACACAAAUUGGGAAAUCCCUAGGAGCACACAGACAGGAGCAAAUAUCGACAGGAGUGUGGUGGAGGUCGCCAGCGGUCCUCAUCUCGAAGGAGGUACUGCAGUCGGUUGCGGCACGAUCGUCGAUGCCGUUCCCGCUCGGACUCCUGCUCCAAGACUCCAGCAAGGCACCAUAGCCCCAGGUGUCGAUCGCCGGCGUCCCGCUGUCGUGGGUCUGCCCGUCGAGACCGAUCACGGAGCAGCUACUACCGUUGGUGCCAUUCCUCCGCAUUGAGAUUGUGGUCCCGUGACCGAUGCAGAUCCCGACACCACCUCUACUCCCAGUCCAGAAACAGCAGCGGGUCAUAUGCCAGCCCGGCCUCUGCUCACGGCCAUUCAUCUACAGGCCAGGCUAGCCAGCUCGAACAGCCAGAUUCAUAGAUUCAUAGACUCUAGGACUGGAAGAGACCUCGAGAGGUCAUCGAGUCCAGUCCCCUGCCCUCAUGGCAGGACCAAAUACUGUCUAGACCAUCCCUGAUAGACAUUUAUCUAACUUACUCUUACAUAUCUCCAGAGAUGGAGUUUCCACAACCUCCCUAGGCAAUUUAUUCCAGUGUUUAACUACCCUGACAGUUAGGAACUUUUUCCUAAUGUCCAACCUAAAUCUCCCUUGCUGCAGUUUAAGCCCAUUGCUUCUUGUUCUAUCAUUAGAGGCUAAGGUGAACAAGUUUUCUCCCUCCUCCUGAUGACACCCUUUUAGAUACCUGAAAACUGCUAUCAUGUCCCCUCUCAGUCUUCUCUUUUCCAAACUAAAUAAACCCAAUUCUUUCAGCCUUCCUUCAUAGGUCAUGUUCUCAAGACCUUGAAUCAUCCUUGUUGCUCUUCUCUGAACCUUCUCCAAUUUCUCCACAUCUUUCUUGAAGUGCGGUGCCCAGAACUGGACACAAUACUCCAGUUGAGGCCUAACCAGCGCAGAGUAGAGCGGAAGAAUGACUUCUCGUGUCUUGUUUACAACACACCUCUUAGUGCAUCCCAGAAUCACAUUUGUUUUUUUUGCAACAGUGUCACACUGUUGACUCAUAUUUAACUUGUGGUCCACUAUGACCCCUAGAUCUCUUUCUGCCGUGCUCCUUCCUAGACAGCCUCUUCCCAUUCUGUAUGUGUGAAACUGAUUGUUCCUUCCUAAGUGGAGCACUUUGCAUUUGUCUUUAUUGAACUUCAUCUGGUUUACCUUAGACCAUUUCUCCAAUUUGUCCAUAUCAUUUUGAAUUUUGACCCUCUCCUCCAAAGCAGUUGCAAUCCCUCUCAGUUUGGUAUCGUCUGCAAACUUAAUAAGCGUACUUUCUAUGCCAACAUCUAAGUCGUUGAUGAAGAUAUUGAACAGAGCCGGUCCCAAAACAGACCCCUGCGGAACCCCACUUGAUAUACCUUUCCAGCAGGAUUGGGAGCCAUUAAUAACUACUCUCUGAGUACGGUUAUCCAGCCAGUUAUGCACCCACCUUAUAGUAGCCCCAUCUAAAUUGUAUUUGCCUAGAUCCUGCGGUACUGCAGCAAGUGCGAUGGCACUGAGCAUCAUGGCCAGCUCAGUGGUACCAGUGGUCACUGUGGCCUCCGGCGCAGCCCCUGGUGUGGGCUUGCUUGGUGACCGGGUCAUCGGAAGCACCGUCGGUCUCCGCUACACUGCCGGGAAAGGAAUCGGUGGGACCCGUGUCCUCAGUACCGUGCCUGGAGUCCGACCAGGUGGUGGAUCCUCUGGUGCUGGCCAACACCCAAAGCACUGCACCAGCCUCUUCGCCCUGUCCUGAGGACCUGAUUGUGACCACACCCCCACCAUCCCGCAGGAGGACUAGGUCCUCACUGUGCCAAAUUCAGUGCUCACCACCCUGUGGUGGUAGUACACCCCAAGCAACAUGCUCCAAGGGGUCUUGUUCAGGGACAGGGCCCCGUCGUUGGAGCUGGUGUCCGAUGCAUCAGACCUGGGCUGGAGGGCCCAUGUGGGGAAUUUUCAGACCCCAGGGCUGUGGUCUCUGCAGGACCUGACCCUUCACAUAAACGUCAAGGAACUCAGGGCGGUGGGACUGUGCGUACGGCCUUCCGCUCUCACCUGAACAGCAAGGUAGUCAGGGUUGUCACAGACAACAGGGUCUUGAUGUUCUAUAUCAACAGGCAAGGCGGGGCUCGAUCCUCUGCUCUCUGCCACGAAGCACUCAGUCUGUGGGACUUCUUUAUAGCCCACGACAUCCACCUAAAAGCCUUUCACUUGCCGGGCACCCAGAAUGUGAGGGUGGAUCGCUUGAGCAGAAACUUUUCCUCUCAGCACGAGUGGUCUCUACACUCAGAGGUGGCCCACCAGCUCUUCCGAAGGUGGAGAACGCCCUAGGUGGACCUGUUUGCAACCCAGCAGAACUGACAAUGCCCCCGGUUCUGCUCCGGGGGGGGCCUAGGGAGUGGAGCUAUCUCUGAUGCCUUUAUCCUGUCCUGUCAGGGUGGCUUCUCUAUGCCUUUCCCCCGUUCCUGCUGAUCAGCAGGGUCCUGGAGAAAAUAAAAAUGGACUAAGCCAGGGUCCUCCUCAUUGCCCCGGCGUGGCCCAGACAGCACUGGCAUGAGACCCUCUUAGGCCUGGUGGUGGCUCCGCCAUGGCCGUUGCCACUCCACUCAGACCUGCUCUCCCAGGACCAGGGCUGCCGCCUCCACCCCAACCUAGCAGCUCUUCACCUCACGGCGUGGCUGCUCAGUGGCUAGAUGGCAAGGAAAGUACGUGCUCGGAACAGGUCCACCGUGUCCUCCUCGAAAGGAGAUGGCCCUCCACUUGCCGCUCUUUCUUGGCGAAAUGGUCUUCAUUUUCCAGGUGGGUGGCAGACCACGGGGAACUCCCUAUGGCCGCCCUGAUCCAGCUUAUCCUUGAUUACCUCCUCCACCUGUGGGCCCAGAGCCUGGCACCCUCAUUAGUCAGGGUGCACCUGGUAGCCAUAUUGGCCUUCCAUCCUCCGGUGCAAGGACACACAGUAUUGUCCCAUGCUAUGACUGGUCGGUUCCUUAAGGGUUUGAACCAUCUUUACCCAUAUUCUAAACCCCUGGUCCCACCGUGGGACCUGAACCUGGUGCAGGCUCAUCUUACGGGGCCCCCUUUUGAACCAUAACCACGUGUUCCUGGUCUCACCUCUCAGGGAAGGUGGUCUUCCUGGUUGCUAUCACGUUGGCCAGGCGGGUCUCUGAGCUGAGGGCCCUGACCUCUGAGCCGCCAUAUACGGUCUUUGAUAAGGACAAGGUCCAGCUCCGCUCACAUCCCGCGUUCCUCCCGAAGGUGGUCUCUGCCUACGAUAUGGAUCAGGCCAUUUUUCUACCGGUCCUCUGCUCCAAACCUCACGUGACUAGUGAGGAACGCCAUCUCCACAUGCUCGAUGUGAGACGAGCUCUGGCUUUCUACCUCGAGUGGACCAAGACAUUCAGAAAGCCCUCCCAACUGUUCAUUGCGUUGGCCGAGCAUGCGAGGGGCCAGCUGAUUUCCACUCAGCGGCUUUCUAAUUGGAUCAUUUUAUGCAUCCGCUCCUGUUAUGAGCUGGCGGAUGUCUCCCCUGCCGCCCAGUGUGAGGGCACACUCGACUCGGGCACAGGCCUCAUCAGCUGCCUUCAUGGCCCAUGGCGCUGUACAGGACAUUUGUAGGGCCGCCACCUGGUCUUCAGUUCACACGUUCACCUCGCACUAUGCAAUAGUCUCCCAAACCAGGGAUGAUGCCAGCUUUGGCAGGGUGGUACUCCGACUCGAGAACUUGUGAACUCCUAACUACCUCCAGCACAUAUAACUUGGAAUCAUCUAUUGGAAUACACAUAUAUAACUUGGAAUACACAUGAUCAAUCACUUGAAGAAGAAAAGACAGUUACCUUUUCCGUUUUUCGAGAUGUGUUGCUCAUGUCUAUUCCAAAUCCCGCCCUCCUUUCUCUUUGCCGGAGUUGACUGGCAAGAAGGAACUGAGGGUGGGGGGAAUGCGCAGCUCCCCUUAUACCGUGCCAGGCAGGCACCACUCCAGGGGUCGCGGGGGGCGCUCCCCCCCCCAAUGGGUACUGCUAGGGGGAAAACUUCCGGCACUGGUGCACGUGGCGAGCACGCUCACCUACUGUGGAAUACACAUGAGCAACACAUCUCGAAGAACACCAGUUACGGAAAAGGUAACUGUCUUUUUGCAGCUGGAGAUUGUCUUUAAAUUAUGAGAAAAUUCCAGUGAAAUCAUCUUCAUGAGAUUGUAAUGAAAGUUACCAACCAAAUCAACAGUGGCUAUGACACACACACAGCCCUACAAAUAACCCAUUAAAUAGAGAGGAGAUCCAGGGGCACUGGAACAUGGGGGGCCAAAAGACCAAGCCCACCCACUUUUUAACAUGGGCAUAGCUUGGGGGCAUGGGAACAUGUUGCUCCCCCAAAGUGCAAGCCUUGGGCAGGCGUGGAGCAUCACAGGCAGUGGCUGUGCUUCGUGGUGAGGCAGCUGAUCAGCUCCCCCCUGUGUAGCACAGCAUCUUCCCAGAGCAGGCCCCUCUCAGUGGCCCCCUAUACUUCUCUUCCUCCUGGACCCUCCACCUGCCCUGGAUGGUGCACGCCGGAGAGUGGGGACAUGGGAAGGUGGAGGGUCAGGAGCUCUCCAGAGUGGCCAAGGCUCCCAGCCUGGCCAGGGGUAGGGCCUCGGCGAGAAGAUGAAGAAUGGGGCAGGGAAGGGAGAGGGCAGGUCCACAGGUGGGGCGACCUAGUACACCCCUCCACAAGUUCUACCAAGGUGCCGGAACACCUGGGGAAAUCCCAAGGUGACAUCACACAAAUAAUCCUGACACCAACCUUAGUGCUGAGUUCAUGCCCAUGCUAAUGAACAAACAUUCUCCCUGAGCAACACCUGAACAGAGCUCUCUGCUCCAAGGGCUGACACAUCCCUCUGCUUCUUCCCGGUGCAGGGGGUCUCCCCAUCGCACUUCUCCAACAUCCUGCUUUUCCUCUGGGCAGAGCUGGGCUCUCCCAUUGGAGCUGCUCACUGCUUCCUGGAUUGGGGAGAUCCUCUCCUUCUAAUGCUGGCAGCUCCUCCCUUCUCUCUGGGCUGGGGAUGGGGCUACUUCACUCAAUGCCACCUCCUACUUUUUUGUGUUAAGCAGCUCUUCCCCAAUGCUGCAUCAUCCUCUCUGUUCCCUGGCCUGGGAGUGGAGGCUGCAUUAGAGGAGGGAGAUGCCCUCUGGGGUUCAAAACUGUAGCUGCCUGCUCUUCUCAUUCCUCACUAAAACCUUCCUGGCUGUAUAUCUCCUGCUGGGAAUGGAGCAGAACCAACAGGGGAGGUUGGGAGCUGAAGUUUAUACAAGCAAAUGGGAAAUUAAUGAAGUGGGUCUCCUUACAGAAACUGAGGAACUGCAGUGACAUCCCUGCUCAGUCUCAGGUGCCCAGGACAGAGGCAGCAACCUGGGAUCCAGGCCUGUCCCAGCCAGGACAGGGCUGCUGGGGAGUGUGAGAAAUGGUCCCAGCUUCCCCUAGGACUGAGCUCUGCCCCUAACACUCUGAUUCUCUCU